CUCUGCUGACUGGCAGUGGGUCACCUUCCUUGCAUUGCUCCGGUGGUAGCGGCAGCGUGUGAACCUUGCCAUGGGCGAUAUCCCUAAGGGUGACCCUGAGAAGGGCAAGAAGAUCUUUGUGCAGCGGUGUGCACAGUGCCACACAGUUGAAGCUGGCGGCAAGCACAAGACAGGACCCAACCUGCACGGUCUCAUUGGACGCAAGACAGGUCAAUCUCCAGGCUUCAGCUAUACAGAUGCCAACAAGAGCAAAGGGAUCACCUGGAACAAGGAUACGCUGUUCAUCUACCUAGAAGACCCCAAGAAGUACAUUCCGGGCACCAAGAUGGUCUUUGCUGGCCUUAAGAAGGUGCAAGAUCGGGCUGACUUGAUCUCCUACCUGGAGCAAGCCACAAAGUAGAAGCUCAGAAUUGGUUACACCGGUGACAAGCUUGAGGCACUGUUUUCUCCACUCCCACCCAUUGCCAUACCCAAGAGUAAAUUAUCACCAUUUUCCAUCUGUUGUUGAGGGGCAGUGGCUCUUGCUGCAAGGACGACUUAGAUUCUGGCCCGCUCCGCUGUUACAGUAAUAAAUGUUUGCAGUUUUACCGCUGUUA
Messenger RNA from Rhipicephalus sanguineus (brown dog tick), 596 nucleotides. RefSeq names its product cytochrome c. Gene Ontology annotation, biological process: mitochondrial electron transport, ubiquinol to cytochrome c; mitochondrial electron transport, cytochrome c to oxygen. NCBI's taxonomy places the organism in Eukaryota, Metazoa, Arthropoda, Arachnida, Ixodida, Ixodidae. The transcript has 3 exons. Gene Ontology annotation, cellular component: mitochondrial intermembrane space. Gene Ontology annotation, molecular function: heme binding; electron transfer activity. The record is from RefSeq and is a predicted model, not a curated record. The coding region runs from base 71 to 400 and encodes 109 amino acids.